UGGUCGCAUCCCUUCCAUAUCAAUGGAUUGGGCGGAGAAGUUGGGGGGCAAGAAAGAUUUAGCUGUAAUUUUAACCGGCUGUGUGUGUUUGUGUGUGUGUGAGUCGGGUGUCAUCGAUUUCUGCGUACCACCGACUGUUCCUCACAGAGGAAAAGCUCGAGAUGGCUUGCCUCCUGGUCUGUCACCUGCCUUUACUGCUGGUCAGCAUGCUGGCCUUGCAGUGCCGUGCAGUCAGUGGAUUAUUUGACUGGCUGAAGGAAACUCAGGCCCCUCCAGCAGCCCCGAAACCCGCAGCCCCACAGCCACCUGCAGGAGACACCCCUCCGUUUGAGAUGAGUGUCGCUGAUGAGAAGUUCCUGGCUGAGGCAAAGCAGAUGGAGCUCAGCCCCUUGGACAGCUGCCAUUACAGGGUGGUCGCUCAGCUGAAGUCAACCUGUGAAAGCCUAUCAGAAGAGCAGCUUGCCAAACUAGGAGUGACCCUAUUCAACUGCCAGGCACAGGUUGAGGGGCGCAGGACCUUCCGUUGCACAGAGGAUAUGACGAUAAAACAGUGCACAAAAGACAUGGACUCAGACACAUGGAAUGCAUACCAUAUAGUGAGCAAUCGAGCGCGCUCCGUGUGCUAUGCAACCCGCCAGCAGCAUUUUCGCCGCAGAGCAGAGCUCACGGUCAAUGCUCUGAUCUCCACAGCCACCACCCAGCUGGAUGCAAUGAAAGACCUGAAGGAGGGCCAACUGGAACUGAGGGAGCUAACCGCAGCCUCCCUGGACAAGCUACUGAAGGGUCACAGUGCUUUGCAAGCCCAGCAGGGGAAACUUUGGGAAGGCCAGGAGCAAAUGGAGCAUUCCCUGACAGCCAACUUGGAGCGUCUGAGCCAGGAAAAGGCCCUCAUCGCCUCUGGACAGGAACUGGUAGCUCAGCUCAUUCAGGGCAUUACAAAGAGAAUGGAGAACGUGAGUGAGCAUUUGAAGAGCCAAGGGACAGAGGUGCAGGACAGUCACAAAGCUAUCAUUGAAGACCUUGCAGAUGUCAGAGACCGAGCACAGGACAUCUACCAAAAAAUCGACCAUAGCAUGCUAGGAUUUCUCCAAUACCAGGACCAGACGGCACAGUACUACAGUGACCUAAUGAGUAAACUGGAGCGCAUGAAUGGCACUCUGGGAAUCAUGCUGCACUACCUGGAUAACAUGCAGAGCCGUGUAGAAGAGAGGCUUCGGAUGAUCCAGGGCUACCUUGGCUGGGCAGGUCUGAGCCUGGCAGCCAUGUGGACAUGUUUUGCGCAUACAGGCUAUUUCCUGCUGUGUGCAGUCCUGCUGAUGUUCCUGCGCUGCUCAGUUUUCUCCCGAGCCAUGUUGCUGCUCACCGUGCCCCUUAAUGCCAUAGCUGAGGUCAACCAGCAGCCUGCACUGGAUCUCGCGGGCCUCAGUCUGCUGCUGCUUACACUCGGCUUGUGUCAUUGGUUUGUGAAUCAGUUGUUGUGGGCAGGCUCUCAGAUCAGAGGAAAACCAGCCAGCCUGCCGCCUCUGUCUGAAUCUACACCACAGAGAAACAAAGUGGAUGACCUCAUGGAGCAAGAGGACCUGCUCAAUCAUGACAGCUUCCUGUCUGGUGACCCAGGCAUACUGGCAUGGUCUCCCUCCCACAGCCACCCAGUGCCACAGGACAGGUUUGUCCCAAUAAUGGGCACACCCAGUCAGUCGACUCCCAGGCUUAUAGGGCAGCAAAGGCUUUCAGCGGCUGUCAUUGAUGACAUCCCCUUGAGGAACCUGGGAGGUGUUUUUGAUGCAGUGAAUGACUCGCGAAGUGCAAGUCCUAACCUGUCGCUGGCCAGCAACAGCUCUCUGUCAGGCCGUCAGUUGUGCAAUGGCAUCACAAAAACAGGAAAGGCUUGUAAGAAGAGAGCCUUGCUGGGACAAGAGUACUGCCGAGUACAUGAAGGGGGAUAUACCUCCUACAUCAACACCUGAAAAUUUUCCUCAGGUUAUGAUGUUGCAAGCAGGAGCUUUGUUGCUAUUAGUCACUCUGCCAAAACUGGUGUGUGUGUGUGUGUGUAUUUGUUGUGGAGUAAUUCUGUUCCAUGUUUUGUGUUAGGAUUUUAAAUAGGGUAAAAUGGGCUUAAAAGUUAGAGAUUUUAUGUUUUUUAUAUAUUUUUACUGUUUAACACAUUCAUAUAGUGGUAUAUUUAAGUUUAUAAUAAAUUAUUUUUUUUUUCACCAUG
Molecule: messenger RNA, 2218 nt
Organism: Myripristis murdjan (pinecone soldierfish)
Lineage: Eukaryota; Metazoa; Chordata; Actinopteri; Holocentriformes; Holocentridae
Gene: bmb
Product: brambleberry
Exons: 13
Coding region: 162-1967 (601 amino acids)
Source: RefSeq, a predicted model, not a curated record